Gigantopelta aegis is the source of this 2129-nucleotide messenger RNA. Its product is annotated as U5 small nuclear ribonucleoprotein 40 kDa protein-like. The transcript has 9 exons. NCBI's taxonomy places the organism in Eukaryota, Metazoa, Mollusca, Gastropoda, Neomphalida, Peltospiridae. The record is from RefSeq and is a predicted model, not a curated record. Gene Ontology annotation, molecular function: RNA binding; protein binding. The coding region runs from base 86 to 1129 and encodes 347 amino acids. Gene Ontology annotation, cellular component: catalytic step 2 spliceosome.
CAAGGGCGGUAACUCGUAUUGACUUCCUGUUUCAAAUAAAUGUGCCUUCGAAUUAAAUUUCUUUUACAAACAAAAAUUAACUACAAUGGAUUUUAAAAGAAAAGCAAUGGAAGGAGCUAUUGUAGCAGUUCCAAAUAAGAAACCUCGUACUGAAAUUGCUUUAGCAACCAAUGGUCAAACAGCCGUAAUGGAAACUGGUCCACCGAGAACAUCUAGUCUGAAUGCACCAAUAAUGUUACUGACGGGUCAUGAGGGCGAUAUCUUUACGAGCAAGUUCUCUCCAGAUGGACAGAUUAUUGCAUCAGCUGGAUUUGACAGACUUAUUUUUUUCUGGACGGUGUAUGGUGAAUGUGAGAACUUUGUUGUGCUCAAGGGUCACACUGGAGCAAUUCUCGAACUACACUUCUCAACAGACGGAAACACGCUGUUCACAGCAUCAACAGACAAGACUGCUGCAGUGUGGGACGUGGAGGUGGGCGUAAGGAUACGAAAGUUGAAAGGUCACCAGACGUUUGUGAACGCCAUCAACCCAGCUCGGCGGGGUCCACAACUCGUGUGCACGGGAAGUGACGACGGGACAGUACGGUUGUGGGAUGCUCGGAAGAAAGGCACGAUACAGACUUUUCAGAGCACCUAUCAGGUGACAGCCGUCAGUUUCAACGACACCGCUGAGCAGAUCUUUUCUGGUGGCAUCGACAACGACCUCAAGGUUUGGGAUCUGCGUAAGAAUGAUGUAUUGUACCGGAUGCGUGGACACUCGGACACAGUCACUGGGAUGGAAAUAAGUCCGGAUGGGUCGUACCUCUUGACAAACGCAAUGGACAACACAUUAAGAAUAUGGGACGUACGGCCAUUUGCACCUCAGGAAAGAUGUGUGAAAAUACUCCAGGGUCAUCAGCAUACAUUUGAAAAGAAUCUCCUGCACUGCGCCUGGUCGCCAGAUGGCAGUAAGGUUGGUACGGGUUCUGGUGACCGGUCGGUGUACAUCUGGGACACAACGUCGAGGAGAAUUCUCUACAAACUGCCCGGCCACGCUGGCUCAGUCAACGAGGUAGAUUUCCACCCGUUCGAACCCAUCGUAUUAUCGUGUUCAAGUGAUAAGAAGAUAUUUCUAGGAGAAAUUGAAUGAUAAAAACUCUGUGUCGUCAUCAUUCAUCAUUGAAUGAUAAAAACUGUCAUCAUCAUUCAUCAUGGAAUGAUAGAAACUGUUGUCAUCAUUCAUCAUGGAAUGGUAAAAACUGUGUGUCAUCAUCAUUCAUCAUGGAAUGGUAAAAACUGUGUGUCAUCAUCAUUCAACAUUGCAAUCAUAAACAGUGAUCAUUCACAUGAACGUUUUACUGCCAAGACUUGUUGUGCCUUCCCUCACAUAGGUUGGUUUACACUAGUCUACAAGAGCUAGAUCUGGACGAGCACAACAUUUUGCCAAAUUAUCCAUGAAACUUCAAUAACAGUAAAAACUCACAAAAUCAUAAAAUAACAAUAAUUACUUUUAAAUUUUUUCGCCAAAUUAAAAUAAGAUUCGCCAGUUGUUUUUAAAAUUCGCAGUUGGCGAAUUUGGCAAGUGGCAGAGCUAGCCCUGUAUACAUUUGUCGUGAAUAUUUACAUAUUUCACUGCUAUUCCACCGUGAGCGCCGGCGAAAGAUACUUGUUUUGUAAGAGUCAAACCACCUAAGUGUGCCCAUUCUCUGAUUGAUUGUUUUUUCCUGUUCCAACUAGUACACCAUGACCGGUAUAAUAAAGGAAAUGAUACAGUGGCGGACCCAGAAAACCCAGUGACAUGAGGUGGAAUGCCGAGGGAACUUUGGGGGAGGUUUGGAGGGGGAUCGUAAAAAAAAAAAAAAAAAUAUAUAAUAAAAUUAUAACUAUUGCAAAAUUUAGGGGGGCCCGGGCUCCUGGGGCUCCCCCCCCCUAGAUCCGCCUCUAUAAUAUGUGCAGUCUCGUCUGGAAAAGUGCAUAUAAAAGAGCCCUUGUUGCUGUUAGACAACUGUAGUGCGUCGUCUAAGACUACAAGUCAUAAUUACUAAAUGUUUCAGGAACAGUUAUUUUCGAAAAAAUAGAAAGAAAGAAGUGUUUUAUUUAACGACGCACUCAACACAUUUUAUUUACGGUUAUAUGGCGUCAGACAUAUG